Molecule: messenger RNA, 2319 nt
Organism: Psammomys obesus (fat sand rat)
Lineage: Eukaryota; Metazoa; Chordata; Mammalia; Rodentia; Muridae
Gene: Kcns1
Product: potassium voltage-gated channel modifier subfamily S member 1
Exons: 3
Coding region: 57-1550 (497 amino acids)
Biological process (GO): regulation of delayed rectifier potassium channel activity; protein homooligomerization; potassium ion transmembrane transport
Cellular component (GO): voltage-gated potassium channel complex; membrane
Molecular function (GO): protein binding; delayed rectifier potassium channel activity
Source: RefSeq, a predicted model, not a curated record
GCCAGGCGACCCCACCAUCCCAUCGCUUCUAUAGCCCUGCCAGGCACACUGUAGCCAUGGUGAGCGAGUCCCCGGGUCCAGGCUCCCGGGUCCCCUGGCGGCCAAGAGACGAGGCCCUGCGUGUGAACGUGGGCGGAGUGCGGAGGCUGCUGAGCGCGCGCGCCCUAGCGCGCUUCCCGGGCACGCGGCUAGGCCGCCUGCAGGCAGCGGCGUCCGAGGAGCAGGCGCGGCGCCUGUGCGACGACUACGACGCGGCGGCGCGCGAGUUCUACUUCGAUCGGCACCCGGGCUUCUUCCUGGGCCUGCUGCACUUCUACCGCACCGGCCACCUGCACGUGCUGGACGAGCUGUGCGUCUUCGCCUUCGGCCAGGAGGCCGACUACUGGGGCCUGGGCGAGAACGCGCUGGCCGCCUGCUGCCGCGCGCGCUACCUGGAGCGGCGGGUGGCGCGGCCCCGCGCCUGGGACGAGGACAGCGACGCGCCGAGCAGCGUGGACCCGUGUCCCGACGAGAUCUCCGACGUGCAGCGGGAGCUGGCACGCUAUGGCGCGGCCCGCUGUGGCCGCCUGCGUCGUCGUCUCUGGCUCACCAUGGAGAACCCCGGCUACUCGCUGCCCAGCAAGCUCUUCAGCUGCGUGUCCAUCGGCGUGGUGCUCGCCUCCAUCGCGGCCAUGUGCAUCCACAGCCUGCCGGAGUACCAAGCCCGGGAGGCGGCGGCCGCGGUGGCGGCGGUGGCCGCGGGUCGCAGCGCCGAGGACGUGCGCGACGACCCCGUGCUGCGCCGCCUGGAGUACUUCUGCAUCGCCUGGUUCAGCUUCGAGGUGUCCUCCCGCCUGCUGCUGGCGCCCAGCCCGCGCAACUUCUUCUGCCACCCGCUCAACCUCAUCGAUAUUGUGUCCGUGCUGCCCUUCUAUCUCACGCUGCUGGCGGGUGCGGCGCUCGGUGACCGGCGUGGAGCCAGCGGGGAGGAACUCGGAGACCUGGGCAAAGUGGUCCAAGUGUUCCGCCUCAUGCGCAUCUUCCGCGUGCUCAAGCUGGCGCGCCACUCCACGGGUCUGCGCUCGCUGGGCGCCACGCUCAAGCACAGCUACCGUGAGGUGGGCAUCUUACUGCUGUACCUGGCCGUGGGCGUGUCAGUGUUCUCGGGUGUGGCCUACACAGCUGAAGAAGAAAACGUGGGCUUCGACACAAUCCCUGCCUGCUGGUGGUGGGGCACCGUGAGCAUGACCACAGUGGGCUAUGGGGAUGUGGUGCCAGAGACUGUGGCUGGCAAGCUGGCGGCCUCGGGCUGCAUCCUCGGGGGCAUCUUGGUGGUCGCGCUCCCCAUCACCAUCAUCUUCAACAAGUUUUCCCACUUCUACCGGCGCCAGAAGGCCCUGGAGGCGGCGGUGCGGAGCAGCGGCCAGCGGGAGUUUGAGGACUUGCUGAGCAGUGUUGACGGGGUGUCCGACGUGUCUCUGGAAACGUCCCGAGAGACUUCUCAGGAGGGGCGCUCUACAGACCUGGAGACCCAGGCCCCCGGUGAGCCUGCUCAAUCUCAGAGUUAUUAAAACUUUGCAUCCCCUCCCCCACGGCCUUGGAUUGCGCUCACAUAGAGCAGAGCCCUCCACUGCUUCCGUUCCGCAUGGGAGUCAUCCACCUGAGCAAUGUAGGGGCCAACGAUCUUUCUCGAAAACCCCAGGGCAGGAUAGUACCGCCCUAACGUUCCCGGAGCCCCCGCAACAACCUCCCCGGAAGUAGGUGUGCACCAAGAGGAGGAAGAGGGCGGCCUCUGCACAAGCCUUUAGCCCUGUGCUGGCAGAUAAUUAUCCCCAUUUCACAGAUGAGGGAAGUGAAGCUCACCUGAAUGUCACAGAACCUCUGUGAAGAAGUCAGCUUUUAGCAAAGUCUGGGAAAGGAGCUGGGGGCGGAAUCCUUGGACAAUCUGUAGCAUCAAUAGCACAAUUACCUUCCACACCCACUUCCCAGGACUGAUUUAUAGAGAAAACCUGAACAGACCCUUCUGGGACCACGACCCAGCUCUAUACCUGCUAUGGGAGAGGCGGCCAACCCCUAUUCCCAGAACUCAAUUCUAGCCAAUCACUCACAACUUGUGACCCAGGGAAAUUCCUGAGGAGGCUCUGCCUUACAGCCAGCUCAGCUCUGAACUGUUGACGGCAGAGGGCUGCUUUGCAUGUUCCUGUCCUGUUUGGUUUUUUCCCCAACUUGACACAAGCUAAACUUACCUGGGAAGAGGAAUCUCAGUUGAGAAAACACCUCCAUCAGGUUGCCUGUAGGCAAGCUUGUGGGAUAGUAUCUUGGUUAAUGAUUAAUAUGGGC